This is a messenger RNA of Paraglomus brasilianum, 231 nucleotides long. The record is from the annotation of a GenBank genome assembly. Lineage: Eukaryota; Fungi; Glomeromycota; Glomeromycetes; Paraglomerales; Paraglomeraceae.
AUGCCUGGAAAGCCCCAACCAAUGCGAGAUAGUUCCCUGCGCGCACGUCUAUACAAUGAGCCGAUACAGUUAUCAGAAUUACCGCAAAUAGACGUCGCAAAAGUGCGUACGGAACUUGGAAAGUUAAGGCCAGGACCUCUACCAGGUUUUGACGCAACAAAGUACGGUCUGGAAGAAGUGGGUGGUGAUGAUGACUCGAUGGCGGACACUCCACAAUCAUCCCAAACAUAA